Batrachochytrium dendrobatidis JAM81 is the source of this 2118-nucleotide messenger RNA. RefSeq lists its product as uncharacterized. The transcript has 3 exons. Gene Ontology annotation, biological process: proteolysis. Gene Ontology annotation, molecular function: protein binding; serine-type peptidase activity; endopeptidase activity. Bases 1 to 2118 code for a protein of 705 amino acids. NCBI's taxonomy places the organism in Eukaryota, Fungi, Chytridiomycota, Chytridiomycetes, Rhizophydiales. The record is from RefSeq and is a predicted model, not a curated record.
AUGACUUCAAUAACAGUGUCCAGCAAACCGACACCAAUCAAACAUGCGACUGUUUAUCAUGUAUUUUGGCAGUUUAGUGUUGCAUUUUGCGUGAAUAUCGCCUUAUUCACGCUAUCUUCAACAAACUAUCACCAAGUCGUUAAAGCCAUAUGGUUACAAACAACCAUUGUCAAGGGACAGCAGCUAAGCAUAAAUGUUUUAGCUGCAAUAUCUUGCAUCAAUGCUCAAACUCUUACAACAUCAACACAACCUGCUGCAACAUCAACAUCAACACCACCUGCUACUAUUAAAAGUAAAUGGUCCGACUAUAGACCCAUCAAACUCGAUCGUGAUGCUGGAUUGUUUACCUUUUUUCCAUAUACUCUUGAACAACGAAAUGUUCUAGUGUCGAAUGCCGAAAAUGCAUGGGUCAAUUUUGAAUCAAAAAUAAAGCAUCAUGGUCAAGAAGCAAAUCCGUAUCCUGCUCUUGAGCAUAUCCGAAACAAUAUCAGAACCCUUACUGAUAAACAGCUCCAGCUUGGAUUAUUGGAUGUAUUCACUCGAGCUCGUGACGAACAUACCAUCAUGACAUUAGCUGGCACUCAUCGUUGUUUUUUCGCUACCAUAGGAAUUUCUUUUCAGUUUAUUGAUGGUCCAGGCGAUAUAAUCAAAGAUCCAACAAUCGUUGUCAGUAAACCCGUCAAUCGUGAAAUACUGAAUCUACUACGUGAUACCGCUUAUAAUCGAAUCAAUAUUGGAGAUCGACUUGUCAGCAUUAACGGUCUCACUUUUUACGAAUGGAAAGAAAAGCAUCGAAAUGCCAUUGGUGGAUCCACCGAGUCUCAUAGUCAGCGUCUAGCACUAAGAUAUUUGACCUUCAGAUAUGGAUCUUAUACCCCACUUCCCGACGAAGACUCUAUCGAGCUUAAACUCAAAUCCCAUAGCGGCAUCAUAUACGAGGUUAAUGUACCGUACAUGUCUGUAUAUCAAUAUACCUGUUGGGAGUACUCUAGUAAACUUUACACACAAUUGACAGGCGUGACUCUUGAUAUACAUUUACAAAAUACAGUUGCUGUAAAAUCCAAUAGUCAUGCAUUGCCAACUACAACAGUCGAUGAUCAUACCACAAGUUCCCAAUCUACCAAGUCAUUGCUUACUCCUCGCCGUAUUCGAAAGCGGGAUCAAAGCAGUCAAUAUCAAAACACGGGACGAUUGUCAAAACGUGAUUUACAGAUUACAUUUUAUCAAACGAGUAUACUCGAACUGUCUUGGACAAUUUGGAACCCUGACAGCCAAAACAUGGGAAUAAUCAAACUAACAUCAUUCAAGUGCACAUCCCGCACAACAAACACACGAGAUAUUCCUGAAGGAAUUCGUGAAGUGAAAAGACUAUUGACCACAGUGCUCAAAAAAACCAAUUCUAUUUUGAUCGAUGUUCGUGAAGGUGGUGGUGGAAGUAUGAGUUUUGCAAAUGCCAUUCCACAGCUAUUCAAGAGCAAGCUUGAGCCAUUUCAAGUGAAAUAUCUCAUGAACGACGUCACAUACAAUAUGUUUGUACAUCCGCCCAUAGAUUUGAAAUCAUCUCGCGAUGCUUGGUUCAAAACACCAGCCAAAAGCCAGUAUUCGGUAUUCCAUGAUUUUUUGGAUCCAAGAGCAUCCAACAUUUACGAUCAGGUUUAUACCAAACCAGUGGGUGUAUUUACCAGUGGUGAUUGCAUGUCUGCAUGUGAAAUCAUGACAGGAACUAUGCAGUCGUUUAAAAUUGGAACAGUGUUUGGUGAGGAUGUCACAACGGCUGGUUCCGGUGCAAAUGUUUGGAGUUUAGAUCCAGAACUUAUCACUCAUGAUCCGAUAGACUUUAAACCAAUGCCAUUCAAAAAAGAGUUGACAUCUGAUACCAAGGAAAUAUUUUACAACAAAAUGACUGUAGGUCAUCGAGCAUUUGUUCGUAAUGGUGAUCAUAAAGGACAGUCAGUUGAAGAUAUUGGCAUUGUAUCUGACGUUGUAAUCCGACCACGAUUGAAAGAUAUUAUCCCUGGUGCAACGGGUAAUUCUCGGUAUGAUUAUAUUGCAGAUUAUUUGAUCAAAAUUGGCAAAAGAUCAGCCAAAACAGUUUGGAAUCUUUGGGGAAUUCUGUAA